AUGACCAACCACACGGUAGACACAGAUUUCUUCCUCAUGGAACUGUCUGACAGCAAGCAGCUCCAGGUGCUCCAGGGCUUUCUGUUUCUGCUGAUUUACUUGGUGUCCCUCAUGGGGAACCUUCUCAUCAUCAUGCUUGUCACUGUGGACCAGUGUCUUCACACCCCCAUGUACUUCUUCCUGAAGAACUUGUCCUUCCUCAAUGUGUGCCUCAUUUCAGUCACAGUCCCAAAGCUCAUUCUCAGCUCUUUGUCUCACAGGAGCGCUAUCUCUUUCUCAGGAUGUGCGUGUCAGGUCUUCUUCGUGGAUUCCUUUGUUGUAACUGAAAUUUCCAUCCCCACAGCCGUGUCCUGUGACCGCUAUGUGGCCAUCUGUCACCCGCUACACUAUGAUGCCAUCAUGAACAGGGCAGUCUGUAUGCAGAUGGUAGCUGCCUCAUGGCUAUUUGGAAGUCUCUUUGGGGUCUUAUAUUCAUAUGGCACAUUUUCUUUAUCUUUCUGUGAUACCAGAAAAGUGCCACAGUUCUUCUGUGAUGUCCCCUCUCUACUGAAGAUUUCUUGCUCCAAUAUGCAUGUCACUAUUGACUUUAGUCUCACCUUAGCACUCAUGUAUCGGUUUUUCUGCUUAGUGUCCAUAGGGUUUUCAUAUGUUUACAUUUUCAACACAGUAUUGAGAAUGCCCUUCUUAAAAGGGAGGUCAAAAGUCUUCUCUACCUGCAUGCCCCAUCUCAUAGUCAUCACCACAUUUUUAGUCACAGACAAAUGUAACUCUCACCACUCAUCAAAAAACCUUUUUACAAAAGAUGAAGACUAUUACAGAGAUGUCCAACUGGCCAAAGGCAAAGAACAAGUACCUAGGAGGGUUUAUACGCAGUACAGUAGUGUAUAA
Messenger RNA from Nannospalax galili (Upper Galilee mountains blind mole rat), 888 nucleotides. RefSeq names its product olfactory receptor 14A2-like. Bases 1 to 888 code for a protein of 295 amino acids. Gene Ontology annotation, molecular function: olfactory receptor activity; G protein-coupled receptor activity; odorant binding. Gene Ontology annotation, biological process: G protein-coupled receptor signaling pathway. Gene Ontology annotation, cellular component: membrane. The transcript is spliced from 3 exons. Lineage: Eukaryota; Metazoa; Chordata; Mammalia; Rodentia; Spalacidae. The record is from RefSeq and is a predicted model, not a curated record.